UUUUGCUACACAAUCGAACAAGGGGAAAAGAAGAGAGUAUUUUGAAACACGAAAAUGUCCGACGAAGAGCAUCAUUUUGAGUCCAAAGCCGACGCCGGUGCCUCCAAAACGUACCCUCAGCAGGCCGGAACUAUUCGCAAGAACGGCUAUAUCGUCAUCAAAGGCCGCCCCUGCAAGGUUGUCGAAGUUUCGACCUCCAAGACUGGGAAGCACGGUCAUGCGAAGUGUCACUUUAUCGCGAUCGACAUCUUCACUUCCAAGAAGCUGGAAGAUAUUGUUCCAUCUUCCCAUAACUGCGAUGUUCCUCAUGUCAAUCGUAGUGACUACCAGCUGAUUGACAUUUCUGAGGAUGGAUUUGUGAGUUUGCUGACUGACAGUGGAGACACUAAGGAUGACCUGAGGCUCCCAACAGACGAUAACUUGUUGAAACAGAUCAAGGAUGGUUUUGCUGAAGGGAAAGACCUGGUUGUGUCUGUUAUGUCUGCAAUGGGGGAAGAGCAGAUCUGUGCUCUCAAGGACAUUGGUCCUAAGUAAGUUUCAGGUUCAUUUAUUGCAAAACCUUAAAUGG
Molecule: messenger RNA, 568 nt
Organism: Hibiscus syriacus
Lineage: Eukaryota; Viridiplantae; Streptophyta; Magnoliopsida; Malvales; Malvaceae
Product: eukaryotic translation initiation factor 5A-2-like
Exons: 5
Coding region: 55-534 (159 amino acids)
Biological process (GO): positive regulation of translational termination; positive regulation of translational elongation
Molecular function (GO): RNA binding; translation elongation factor activity; ribosome binding
Source: RefSeq, a predicted model, not a curated record